Molecule: messenger RNA, 4674 nt
Organism: Nymphaea colorata (pocket water lily)
Lineage: Eukaryota; Viridiplantae; Streptophyta; Magnoliopsida; Nymphaeales; Nymphaeaceae
Product: PH, RCC1 and FYVE domains-containing protein 1-like
Exons: 10
Coding region: 724-4047 (1107 amino acids)
Molecular function (GO): metal ion binding
Source: RefSeq, a predicted model, not a curated record
UUCCUGGAUUUUUUAACGACGGCGAGGGCUCGGCGACGGUGGUGAUGAUGAUGGCGAUGAUGUUGAUGAUGAUGGAUGAUGGAUCGUGUGCUCCUGUUGGAUGAUGAUCUUUCCCACUUAAAAGAAGAGAAAGGAGGAGGAAGAAGAAGACGGGCGCUUCGUCUUCUUCGUACGUGCGCCAGCAUCUCCGGCCGUUCGCCUGGCACGUGCGAUCUUUGGCGGGCGAUUCUCUUUCUCUCCCUCUCUCUGUCUCCGUUCGUUGUCCAGUCGGAACCCUAGAGUCGCUCCGGAAAUCGGAUAAAGAAGGGAAAACCGGGGAGAUAAUCGGGAUAAGCUCAGAUACUCGCUGUCGCCUGGAAUGCGUGGAUAUUUUCCCUGGGGUUUUCGUGCAUUUUGGUGAUAUUUCGCGAUGUUGGCUCGUUUGGCGUUUCCGGAGCUCGCCGGAGUCGGGAAUGGUGGAAAUUGAGGCGAAUCUGGGGAUUUCGUGGCGGAGCCGUGGAUCUUGAGGGUUUUCUGGCGCUGCGAUCUUUGGGGUAUCGAUACGAUGGAGGGAGUUUCCGGCGGGGUGGUUCUUUAUAGGCCUCGACGGUUGUUUGCUGCGAGUGAAAGAUCUUCAAUCUGCGCACUGGAAUUGUGGUGAGGGGAAUGAGCGGGAUUUGGGCCGGAGCUGAUUGAUUGCGGAAGGGCGGAGACGGCGUUUUCUUGUUUCCGUGGCAGCCGCAGAUGGCCGAUCUCAGCAGGACUGGCCCUGUGGAGAGGGACGUCGAGCAGGCCAUAACUGCUCUAAAGAAAGGAGCAUAUUUGCUUAAAUAUGGCCGCAGGGGGAAGCCUAAAUUUUGCCCAUUCAGAUUGGCUAAUGACGAGUCUGUUUUGAUAUGGUACUCUGGUAAAGAAGAGAAGCAUCUUAAGCUGAACCAUGUAUCAAGAAUUGUCCCUGGGCAGCGAACAGCAAUAUUUCAAAGAUAUCCACGUCCAGAGAAGGAAUGCCAAUCGUUUUCUCUAAUAUAUAAUGACAGAUCACUGGAUUUGAUAUGCAAGGAUAAGGAUGAGACUGAAGUCUGGUUUGUUGGACUCAAAGCAUUGAUUUCUCGAACCCAUCAUCGCAAAUGGAGAACAGAUACAAGAAGUGAUGGGCUUUCCUCUGAUACAAACAGUCCAAGAACAUGCACUCAAAGAAGUUCACCAUUGAGCUCUCCUUUUGGUAGUGGAGAUAACUUGCAUAAGGAUGGCGAUGCACUCCGGCUUCAUAGUCCAUAUGGAAGCCCACCUAAGCAUGGUGCGGAUAAGACAUUCGCUGAUGUAAUCUUGUAUGCUGUGCCUCCUAAAGGAUUCUUUCCUUCAGAUUCUAUUGGUGGCUCUGCCCAUUCUCUGUCAUCUGGGGGUUCAGAUAGUAUCAAUGGACUUGUCAGGGGCACUGCAACUGACACAUUUAGAGUCAGCUUAUCAAGUGCUGUGAGCUCAUCAAGCCAAGGUUCUGGUCAUGAUGAUGGUGAUGCACUUGGGGACGUUUUUAUUUGGGGAGAAGGUACUGGAGAAGGGAUUUUGGGUGGUGGGAUCCACAAACUAGGAAGUUCUUCUGGCAUCAAACUAGAUGCUCUUCUACCAAAAGCUGUGGAAUCAGCUGUAAUGCUUGAUGUUCAAAAUAUAGCUUGUGGUGGCAAACAUGCUGCCUUAGUCACCAAACAAGGGGAAGUCUUCUCUUGGGGAGAGGAAUCUGGUGGUCGACUUGGGCAUGGUGUUGAUGCUGAUGCAUCACAUCCUAAGCUUGUAAGUGCUCUUAGCAGUAUGAAUGUUGAACUGGUAGCAUGUGGUGAAUAUCAUACAUGUGCAGUAACACUGUCUGGGGAUCUCUACACAUGGGGUAAUGGUACCCACAAUUUUGGACUGCUUGGACAUGGUAAUGAAGUGAGCCACUGGGUCCCAAAAAGGGUGAAUGGUCCUCUGGAAGGCAUACCUGUGUCAUCCAUUUCUUGUGGUCCUUGGCAUACAGCUGUUGUGACCUCUGCAGGGCAGUUGUUUACUUUUGGUGAUGGUACUUUUGGUGCUCUUGGUCAUGGAGACAGAAAAAGUGUGUCAGUACCACGAGAAGUGGAGUCCCUUAAAGGUCUGCGUACAGUUCGUGCUGCCUGUGGUGUUUGGCACACUGCUGCCGUUGUGGAGGUGAUGGUUGGAACUUCUAGUUCAAGCAAUUGUUCCUCUGGCAAGCUGUUUACCUGGGGUGAUGGUGAUAAGGGUAGGCUUGGGCAUGGCGACAAAGAAUCAAGGCUUGUGCCAACAUGUGUGGCAGCUCUUGUUGAGCCCAACUUUUGUCAAGUAGCUUGUGGCCAUAGCUUGACAGUUGCACUCACAACUGCUGGCCAUGUUUACACAAUGGGCAGUCCUGUUUAUGGCCAGCUGGGAAAUGCACAAUCUGACGGGAAGGUUCCAAAUCGUGUUGAAGGAAAGUUACAGAAAUGUUUUGUUGAAGAGAUAUCAUGUGGUGCUUAUCAUGUCGCAGUAUUAACAUCAAAAACAGAAGUUUAUACAUGGGGAAAAGGAGGAAAUGGGCGAUUGGGCCAUGGGGAUACAGAUGAUAGAAACUCUCCCUCUCUGGUUGAGGCCUUAAAAGACAAACAAGUUAAAAGUGUUGUUUGUGGCUCAAAUUUUACUGCAGCUAUUUGUUUACAUAAAUGGGUUUCUGGUGUUGAUCAAUCCAUGUGCUCUGGCUGUCGCCUUCCAUUUAACUUCAAAAGAAAACGGCAUAAUUGUUACAACUGUGGGCUUGUCUUUUGUAAUUCAUGCAGUAGUAAGAAAUCACUUAAAGCAUCUAUGGCCCCAAACCCAAAUAAGCCUUAUCGUGUUUGUGAUAACUGCUACAGUAAACUGAAGAAAGCUCUAGAUAAUGGUUUGACUUCACACCCAACAAUGAGUAGGAGAGGAAGCAUGCACAGUACCUAUAGUGAUGCAGUGGAGAAGGAAGAGAAGUUUGACUCUAGAUCUCAAGGGCAGGUCUCACGAUUCUCUUCCAUUGAAUCAUUCAAGCAGGUUGACGGCAGAUACUCAUCCAAGAGGAACAAGAAAUUGGAAUUUAGCAGCAGCAGAGUGUCACCUAUUCCUAGUAGUAGCAGCCAGUGGGGUACUCUUACCAUUUCAAGAUCAUUUAAUCCAGUAUUUGGCUCCUCAAAGAAAUUCUUCUCUGCUUCUGUUCCUGGGUCACGAAUAGUGUCACGUGCAACAUCUCCUAUAUCAAGACGGCCUAGUCCACCACGCUCUACAACUCCGACGCCUACUUUGGGAGGGCUUACUUUGCCUAAAGUAGUUGUAGAUGAUCCUAAAAAGACCAACGAUAACUUGAGCCAAGAGGUCCUUCAGUUAAGAGCGCAGGUGGAAAAUCUCACCCGGAAAUCCCAGCUUCUGGAAGUUGAACUUGAAAGAACUACAAAGCAGCUUAAGGAGGCUGUAGCAAUUGCUGGGGAAGAAACAGCAAAAUGUAAGGCUGCGAAGGAAGUGAUUAAAUCUCUUACUGCCCAGUUGAAAGACAUGGCAGAAAGGCUACCUGUAGGGGCAGUGAAGAACAGCAAGUUAACUGUACCCGGUUUAUACACCAACAAUGGCAGUCCCACUUCAUCUGAGGCUUCUGUCAUGCAUGCUGAAGAAGUAAGCAGCCUAGGAGCUGGUGUUCGUGACACUGAUUCAAAUGGAAACAGUGUGAGUAUGAAUAGGCCACCAAUUGCUAAUGGCCCGGCUCAUAGUAGUGUUAGAAGCAUAAAUCACAACAGAAUGGGCAAUCCAGAUAUUGCAUCAAGGAAUGCUGGCAAGUCAUCGGAAAACCAUGAACACGAGGGUGAAUGGGUUGAGCAAGAUGAACCAGGGGUAUAUAUCACCCUUACUUCAUUGCCUGGAGGUGGCAAGGAUCUCAAGCGAGUUCGCUUCAGCCGGAAGCGAUUUAGUGAGAGACAAGCAGAACAAUGGUGGGCUGAGAACCGAGCAAGAGUAUAUGAACAAUAUAACGUGCGCAUGGUCGAAAAGUCCAGCAUCGGUGUUGGCCACGACGACGCUUCUCAUUGACAUUGUUGUAACCCAUAUGGUUCAUUUGAAUUGAAGCCUCAGUGAACAUGCUAGGGCUUUUCCUUUGGAUGUGCUGCACUGCUUCUAAAUGCAGAGUGCAGCACAGAGAGAGAGAGAGAGAGAGAGAGAGAGAGAGAGAGGGAUUCCUUUUUGCUGGUGUGGAGUAAAUAGCGGGGCGGUCUAGGAUGUAAAUUUUUAGCAAGUGGCUGGCUUUUUUAGUGUUGCAGCCGUGUAAUUGAUGAGCAGUUGCAUCUUGAGGAGUGGAUUGUUAUCUGAGUUUUUAGUUGGGUUGACCACACCCAUCCUUGUACAGGUACAUUUUGUCUCUUUGGUACGAAUAUUGCAAAGUUCUCCAUAAUUCUUUUCAGCAUCAUAGCUUCUUCUGAUUGGUCUUACACUCUAAUUGAUGAUACCUUCUUUUAGUUAAUUGUAAACUGUGCAUAAAAUUUAUUUCCUCUGAAGAAGUCUCCGAGCGUGAGAAUCUCUCUCUAAUUCACUCACAGUUUGUAUCAUUUCAUUAUUCUCUGAAGGCAAAUCUAGUGAUACGGCUGUUGUUGAUUUGCAUGCCAUGCUUUAUUUUCUAUCAGCUCAACAAUAUUAAUGAAAAAUCCAUUCCUACUUUGGACA